AUGUCUACCGCUACUCCGACUCCCAUCCAUUCUAGUGAUGCUUCGCUGGCAAACGCCGGCUCUCGCUAUAACCUCGACGAGACGGAGCGCACGUUUCUGAAAGCCAGAACUGGGAUUCAAACUGAUGAAGAACUCAAGCAGCACAUUCUUGCCGUGCAGCGCGAGGCGCUUACGGUCCACCCGUACCCAUGCAUCGUUAUAUUCUCCUUCACGAAGUUGAAUCUGGGUGGGCUCCCGGCGUACGGCCGACUCCUCGAACUCGGCAAGACGCGUAAAGACGCCAUCUGGUUGGAUGUCGGUUGUUGUUUCGGGAACGACGUCAGGAAAGCCGUCGACGACGGGUACCCCAUCCAGAACAUCAUCGCGACCGACAUAAACCCAGAGUUCUGGGUGCUCGGCCACAAGCUGUUCGCCUCCACGCCCGAGACCUUCCCCGUCCCCUUCGUGCCCGGGGACGCCUUCGACCCCGCCUUCCUCGCCCCCGCUCCGAUCGCCACGGCCGCCUCCGCGCCGACCGGCCCCGCUCCUCCGCUCUCCGCGCUCACGACGCUCACGCCCCUCCACGGGCGCGUGUCCGCGGUGAGCGUCUGCAACGUCUUCCACCUCUUCGCCGCCGAGGAGGAGCAGGCGCGGCUCGCGCGCGCCCUGGCGCCGCUGCUGUCCGCGGAGCCCGGCUCGAUGCUGCUCGGGAAGCAGGCCGCGCAGCGGGAGAGCGGCGUGAACACGCAGGGCGGCGCGGCGGGGCAGGAGGUCACGAUGUUCUUCCACAACGCGGAGAGCUGGACGGCGCUGUGGGACGGCGGGGUGUUCGCGAAGGGCACGGUGGAGGUGGAGGCGCAGCUGGUCGAGCCGCCGGUGUGGCACCAGGCCGAGAAGAGUCGUGCUGUUUACUGUGUCAUGGAGUGGAGCGUGACGCGGGUGUAG
Messenger RNA from Epithele typhae, 924 nucleotides. RefSeq lists its product as uncharacterized. Lineage: Eukaryota; Fungi; Basidiomycota; Agaricomycetes; Polyporales; Epitheliaceae. Bases 1 to 924 code for a protein of 307 amino acids. The record is from RefSeq and is a predicted model, not a curated record. The transcript has 5 exons.